This is a messenger RNA of Alternaria ventricosa, 1332 nucleotides long. RefSeq lists its product as uncharacterized. Gene Ontology annotation, biological process: mitochondrion organization. The transcript has 3 exons. Gene Ontology annotation, cellular component: SAM complex. Lineage: Eukaryota; Fungi; Ascomycota; Dothideomycetes; Pleosporales; Pleosporaceae. Bases 1 to 1332 code for a protein of 443 amino acids. The record is from RefSeq and is a predicted model, not a curated record.
AUGGUGCUUGAACUUCAUGUAUGGGGCCCAGCCUUUGGCCUCCCCUCAAUAGAACCGGAAUGCAUAGCGACGGUUGCCUACUGCCAGCGCGUUAUUCCCAAGGGAGACUGGACACUCGUCGCGGAGCACGACCCCACGGUAGGCGCCACAGAGAGCCUGCCGAUUCUUUUUGAUGACGAUGUUGCGACCGCCUCUGGCUUCGAGGAUAUCGUCGCAUACCUGCGCAAUCACCCUGCGGUUACCAAUGACCUCGAUGUCAACCUAUCCAGUAGACAGCGGACCGACAGGACGGCUUUUAUCACGUUUCUCCAGUCCACGGCGACGCCUCUGAUCGACCUAUCCCUCUACGUCUCUGCUGAAAACUACAACACCGCGACCUCGUCCGCUUACACCGCAAUCCUGCCAUGGUAUGCCAACUACACCGUCCCGCCGAAACGACGAGACCUUGCGAGAGCCCGGACGGCGCACAUGGGACUGAGUAGCUUGGAUGUGGAUACUGCAGCCGAGGAAGGCUUUGCCCCGGGUCGUGGGACUGCUUCGUCCGAAUAUGAGGCCGCAAAACGGGCAGCUGGCAUACCGACCGAAAGUCAACCCAGCAGUAUGAGCAUGGGGCGUGGAAAGGGUCUAGGCGGUCUCCUAGGUGGCCAAGUGUACGCUGCGCGCUUCAGACUGGAUGCUCUGUCGGGCGAGCUCUUGGAUCCCUUGUCAGAUCUAUUGGGCAAACACGACCAUCUCUUUCGUGGGGAGCAGCCUUCUAGCUUGGAUUGUCUUGCCUUUGGCUAUUUGUCCUUGCUGUACUACCCAACCGUGCCCCAAGCUUGGCUCAGGGAGACUAUCCAGACCAAGUAUCCACGCAUCGGAGCAUACAUUCGCAGGUUGCGCAAGGAGUUCUUCUACACCGACGAGGUCGACCCGGUGGAUGUCUGGUCUGUUUCUACUGGCGCGAAGAAAUUCCUCAGAAGUACAUCUCUACCAUGGACAGCAAGAUCACAGACUCUCGCCUCCAGUACGGUAGCUAGUGCGAAGGAGAUCUUGGGCAACAUUCCUGGACUGUCUGCCUUGUCUGGACGGCAUAACGUCGUUGUCUCACAGCCAACGCUAGUAUCAAAGCGCAUCAGAUCUGAGCUCCCGUCUCCGUUGUUCGUCAACACCCUCCUAGGUGUGACAACAGUAUUCGCAGUGGGACUAGCAUCGCUAGCUGUGCACCACCGCCGGUCACCGCGGGAGGGUGAACUUAUCUUCUGGGCUCUGCGCCCAACCACUGGCCUGGGCGAAGCAGGUAGCAUCCUCAGUGUCUUCGCCAACUCGCUGCAUGACGGAGCGAUGUAUUAG